AAACAGCGCAUGCGCCGCGGCAGCUGACCGUUAACGCGGGUUGUUGUUGCUGUAGCAGUAAAACACCUGUAACUGUAACCUGCUCCGGGGUUUCCCGGGUUUCCAGGUGUUUCCAGGGUUUCCAGGGGUUUCCAGGGGUUUCCCGGGUUUCCAGGUGUUUCCAGGGUUUCCAGGGGUUUCCAGGGGUUUCCCGGGUUUCCAGGUGUUUCCAGGUGAUUCCAGGGGUUUCCAGGUGAUUCCAGGGGGUUCCAGGUGAACUCUCUUCACCGGAACAGCCGGACCUGCUCGGGCCCGCGGGAACUUCAUACCCGGUCACUUUAUCCGCCCAGUCGGAGCAGACGUUGGAAAACAGGAGCUAACUGUGGCUAAAGCUGCAGCAGGACGAUGGCUCCAGAGUCCCGGAAGGACGAGUCCCCCGAGGACGGGAUGUCCCUGGAAGACGCUCUCUGUCCCGUCUGCCUGGAGAUUUACCUGGAACCGGUCACGCUGCCCUGCACACACACCUUCUGCAAGGACUGCUUCCUGGAGUCCGUGGACAAGUCCACCCUGUGCUGUCCUCUGUGCAGGAAACGGGUCUCCACCUGGGCCCGGAUCCACAGCAGGAACCGGACCCUGGUGAACCAGAACCUCUGGGACCGGAUCCAGACCCGCUUCCCCCUGCAGUGUCAGCGCCGGCUGAGCGGCCAGGAGGCCGACGAGGACGCCCGGAGACCAGCUUGUGUUCCCAGGGUGAGCCUGCCCGGAGAGCUGAGGAGAGAAUACGAGGAUCAGGUGACCAAAUUGCAGCAGGAGCAGCAGCACAUGCUGCAGGACCAGCAGAAAGCCAGCGAGGAGCUGAUCCAGAAACUCCUCCAGGAGGAAGAUCAGCUGCUGGAGGACGAGAGGAAGAGGAGGGAGGAAGACGAGCAGCUGGCCCAACGGCUCAGUGAUGAACUGAACCCUCCUCCUCCUCCUCCUCCUCCGUGUCCGGAGACGCUGCGUCUGGUGGAGGUGAAGAAGAAGAAGGAGGUGACGAUCGGCCAGAUGGACCGGUUCCUGAUUCCUCGAGCUCCUCGAGCUCCGUCCCUCCCCCGGCUGGACUACUACGGCCCCCAGCUGGAGGUGGAGGUCAGCCUGGGGGCCGUGGAGGUGCACCUGGGGAAUCACCUGGUCCCUCAGGUGGGGGAGGAGGUGCACCUGGGGAAUCACCUGGUCCCUCAGGUGGGGGAGGAGGUGCACCUGGGGAAUCACCUGGUCCCUCAGGUGGGGGAGGAGGUCUGCCUGGGGGAGCAGGAGGAGGAGGAGGAGGUUCACCUGGGGGGUCACCUGAUCUCCACCAAGAGGAAGACCUGGGAGUCUCCGGAGGAGGAGCAGGGCGGAGCCUCCAAGCGGCUGCUGAUGCUCCGCUCCUCGGAGGAGCAGGAGGACCGGCGUCUGCAGGAGAGACUCCAGCAGGAGCAGCUGCAGCUGCAGGACCAGGAGCAGCUGCAGGACCAGGAGCAGCUGCAGCAGCAGAAACAGCUGCAGAGGCAGCAGCAGGAGCAGGCAGGCCUGCAGGAGGAGCUACAGCAGGUGCAGCUGCAGAGGCAGGACCAGGAGCAGGCGGACCUGCGUCUGGCUCAGCUGCUGCAGAAGCAGCUGAACCGGGAGGAGAGACAGAAGGCCACGGACCGGAGGAAAGGUUCCUCCGACGCCUACCUGCUCCGGCACAAGCAGGGAAGCUCACGCCUCCACGGCGCCAGGACCUCCAGGAGGUCCUCGUCCUCCUCCCUGUCCUCCUCCUCCUCCUCCUCCUCUUCUCCCUCCUCUUCCUCCUCUUCCUCCUCCUCCUCCCCCUCCUCCAGGAGAGGCCGUAAACAGCUGACUCUCACCGACAUGUUCUCCAGUCUGAGCUGAAACUGCUGCUCAGAACAAAGACGGCCGUCAUGAUCAUGAACCAGAACCUGAACCUGAACCCCCUCAAACUGUUCUAGCAGCGACACGGUUCUCCAGGAUCUCCAGGCUCUCCAGGUCCUCCAGGUCCUCCA
This is a messenger RNA of Cololabis saira (Pacific saury), 2006 nucleotides long. RefSeq names its product ring finger protein 168 (gene rnf168). Gene Ontology annotation, biological process: double-strand break repair. The record is from RefSeq and is a predicted model, not a curated record. Gene Ontology annotation, molecular function: nucleosome binding; ubiquitin-protein transferase activity. The transcript is spliced from 7 exons. The coding region runs from base 385 to 1875 and encodes 496 amino acids. Lineage: Eukaryota; Metazoa; Chordata; Actinopteri; Beloniformes; Belonidae. Gene Ontology annotation, cellular component: nucleus; site of double-strand break.